CGCAUCGGAACAGUCUUUGGCCGCCGCUCGACGCGCUCGAAUCGGGAAUUGGUGUAUGAAACUGUAUUAGCUGGACCCACAGCAGAGCCACCAAACCAACCAUCGAUGGGCGUCAUCUACAAGGUACUCAAGCAGCAACGCAGCAUGGAUCUCAGCCUGAGCUCGGCCACCAGGUGCAAGGUGCAGGCGGCCAUCAAGCAGCGCCAGCAGCAGCGUCGCCUGGAGGAUCACCUGGACCACCAGACUCACAUGGAUCAAGAUCAGGAUCAGGAGCAGGAGCAGCAUCACAGCGAGCAGGACAAGGAUGAGCUGGCCGAGCAGCAGUUGCAGCAGCUCUGUCGAUUUCUGGCCGAGAAUGCGGCGCGAAAAAAGCGUCAACGUUUCAAGCUGCAGUAUCAGUGCAACCUGGUUGCUGAUCAGGAUCCCGAUCAGGAGCAACUGCAGCCGCCUCCGCAUGAGAUGGACCUGGAGUUCAUGGAGCAGCUUCAUCAGUCCUCGUCCGCAUCCACAGCCACAUCCACAUCUACAUCCACAUCCAUAUCCACUUUGGGCAGUGCAGCUGGGCAGUCGGCUCCACGUGAUAGCAUCCUGCUGAAGAUUCGCCACCAGAUCUUCGAGAGAAAGCGGCAGAGGCAGCGCCAGUUGGCGGAGCUGGUCCAGCAGCGUCUGGUGGUGUGGCGACCUUGGUAGUGGGAGCUCCAGUAUUACUCCCCCAGAAGGAGAGACAGAGAGAGAAAGAGAUCCGGGAACUGAGACUAGUCUAAGGAUAAGGAUAGUUAUAAGGAUGCUUUCGGUAUUAUUCCUGCUGCUGUGUGAUGAUCGCGCUGCUCUUCCAUUUUCCCACGCCUCUACAAACAAACCUCUUUUUUUUAUUUGCUGUUAAUUAUAGUUUUACUAAUAAAGAUUUUUUUGGACAUAAUACUUGGCCGUUCCGUUUCUCCAAUGAAAGUCUGCAGCUGCUUUUCUUGAGCUCUUUUUAUUAUUCAUUGAACUUUGACACCAAUUUUAAUUUGUUUAUUCGUAACGAAUAUUUGUUUGCUGUUUAUGGUAAGUUAUGCAUUGUAUUGUAUGCUUUAUUCGUUUAAACUCCAUCUGCCUUCGUUCACGCUGCUCUGAAUCUAUUUCUGGAUACUCUUGAUUUGCCUUCGAGCUGCCUGUUCUGAUUUCCGGGUUUCUGGUGUCCUAAAUGCCUCAACAUGCCUGACUGUUCACUUUCUUCAAUUCGUUCAUCUACCUUCCUAAUAUUAAUUUUUCUCUUGGCUUUGAGCUGAGCUCUGGAAAACGAAAACAAAACGAUCUAAGUUCAUUCAAUGCAAUAAUUCACCUUUGAGUGGCUGCUAAAUGCAGGGAUAUUCUCGUCAUCUUGGCGAGUAUGCUAGCUAAUUCUGCAGCGGAUAUUGUUUAGGCUCUAAAAAUUCUUUUGAAUAAAUUUGAAAAAUAAUAAUUUUUUCUUCAACAUUUUUUGUAAAAUCUUUCUAGUCAACAAUUUUGAAUACAUUUUUGCAAGAAUUUUGUAUGAUAUUUCAACGCAAUACUUAAAUAAGUAUAUACGUUUAGGAUAUUACAUACUUUUUCAGUAACAUUAAUAAUAGCCUGA
Drosophila gunungcola (fruit fly) is the source of this 1597-nucleotide messenger RNA. RefSeq names its product UPF0746 protein DDB_G0281095 (gene Him). The record is from RefSeq and is a predicted model, not a curated record. Bases 106 to 690 code for a protein of 194 amino acids. The transcript has 2 exons. Lineage: Eukaryota; Metazoa; Arthropoda; Insecta; Diptera; Drosophilidae.